AUGGAGAAUAAACACAUGCAAACCAAUCCCAAUUUCUUUAGUGAAUACUUUGAGAGUUUGCCUGUUGGCUAUCGUUUUAUGCCUACUGAUGAUGAACAUAUUCUUCAUUACUUGAUGAAAAAGGCCAAUAAUGAGAAGCUCCCUCGCAACAAGAUUAACGUGGUUAAGCUAUACGAUUUCAACCCAGAAGAACUUGCUGAUGAUUACAGGUUAAGUGGAGAGAACGAGUGGUUCUUCUUUACACCGAGGAGUAAAAAAUACAAAAAUGCGACAAGACCAAAUCGAGCUGCAGGCAAUGGCUACUGGAAAGCAUCAGCGGCUGACACUGUAGUCACUCACAAUGGUGUAAAUGUCAGAUCUCGAAAGACGGGGGUAUGCUGUGAUGGAAAACUUCCAAAGUGUAAAGAGAGUAAGACCUCUUGGAUUAUGCAUGAAUAUAAAGUAAAUAAUCCACCACCGGUGCAACGAUCGAGUGCAGAUAACGUGAAGGUAAAUCUUUCUACCUAUCAUUAA
Molecule: messenger RNA, 513 nt
Organism: Fraxinus pennsylvanica
Lineage: Eukaryota; Viridiplantae; Streptophyta; Magnoliopsida; Lamiales; Oleaceae
Source: the annotation of a GenBank genome assembly